Messenger RNA from Chionomys nivalis (European snow vole), 1082 nucleotides. RefSeq names its product haloacid dehalogenase like hydrolase domain containing 3 (gene Hdhd3). Bases 229 to 1002 code for a protein of 257 amino acids. Lineage: Eukaryota; Metazoa; Chordata; Mammalia; Rodentia; Cricetidae. The record is from RefSeq and is a predicted model, not a curated record. The transcript has 2 exons.
CUGUCAAGUCGGCGCGGGUCGCGAGCUUCUGCGUCUGUGUGGAACCGGUGGAGCAGCCGCUGCCUCUCUGGUCUCUUUCCCUGAACCAGGAUCUUGUGCCGAAAGACAUUUCCAAAGUGCCUCGUGUCUGCCUACAACUCUGACCUACCCAGCCUGGGAAGCUGUAGAGGUGACCUGAACCAGUUUAGUAUCUUCUUUGAUCUGUGACUUACAGUGACCUUGCUGUCCAUGGCACACCGGCUGCAGAUGCGUCUUCUGACAUGGGAUAUAAAGGAUACCCUGAUCAAGCUCCGCCGUUCUGUUGGGGAGGAAUAUGCCAGCAAGGCCCGAGCCCAUGGGCUGGUGGUAGAAGCCACAGCCCUGGAACAAGCCUUUGGGCAGGCAUACCGAGCUCAGAGCCACAACUUUCCCAACUAUGGCCAGAACUGCGGCCUUACCUCCCGUCAAUGGUGGAAAGACUUGGUCCUCCACACCUUCCAUCUGGCAGGGGUCCCAGAUGCCCAGGCCAUUAUUCCCAUUGCUGAUCAUCUCUAUGAGGACUUCAGCAGCCCCUCCACCUGGCAGGUGUUGGAGGGGGCGGAGACCACCCUGAAGGAGUGCCGCAGGCGGGGUCUGAGGCUGGCUGUGAUCUCCAAUUUUGACCGACGACUAGAGGACAUCCUAGUAGGCCUUGGCCUGCGAGAACAUUUUGAGUUUGUUUUGACUUCUGAGGCUAUGGGCUGUCCUAAACCAGACCCACGAAUUUUCCACGAGGCCUUGCAACUUGCUCAUGUAGAACCUGCGGUGGCGGCUCAUAUUGGGGAUAGUUACCCCUGUGAUUACCAGGGGGCUCGAGCUGUGGGCAUGCACAGCUUCCUGGUGGUAGGUCCAGAGCCUUUGCACUCCUCAGUCAGAGAUUCUGUACCUAAAGAGCAUAUUCUGCUCUCUCUGUCCCAUCUCCUGCCUGCCCUGGACCUUCUGGAGGCCACAAGUCUGAUGAGGGAAGGAGGUGGGACCAAAUAAACACUGGAAGCAAGGAGCUCCUUCUUUCUCCCCCCUCCUGCCUUCCCUCCGCAACCUCGAUAAACUGUUCUGAUCCUAGA